Messenger RNA from Aspergillus alliaceus, 441 nucleotides. RefSeq lists its product as uncharacterized. The transcript has a single exon. Lineage: Eukaryota; Fungi; Ascomycota; Eurotiomycetes; Eurotiales; Aspergillaceae. Bases 91 to 375 code for a protein of 94 amino acids. The record is from RefSeq and is a predicted model, not a curated record.
UCAUUACUCAAACGAUAUAACCCUAGACGCUAAGUACUCCGUCAAACAACAUAUCAAGCCCUAGAAAUAGCUAUUCCUUUACCGCCUACCAUGGAAAUAAUUAACCUUCCAUUAAACAACGCAUCCUUACCAGGGAAACCCCCGACAUGGACAAAAGUUAUGGUUCUCACCGAAUCCAGAAUCACCCACGAUGCGGUACCAAACUCCCAGACUCCGACUCUCGCCUAUUGCUACCAUCUUCCGCCUAGUAGUAAAUGGCAUGUUGGAUGGGACGACAGCAUUGCGUGGUUGAGAUUUAAGCUUUUCGCUGAAGAAAUGCCAGAGUUGGGUUUGGUUUGCCCGGGGUUACGUGGACGGAGUUGUUUUAUUGUCUGAUUUGACAGUUGAACUAUGUACAGAUUGGAUCAGGCAUGGCCUUCAAGCUUUAACCCAGGACGUGAC